GGUGGCGCCACGUUGAUCUCUAAUUCCGGCAAAAUGGAGGAAACGAAGAGUAGAAGGCCCAAAGAAACAAAAUUUAAGCAGCAGAAGCUUCCAGCAUGGCAGCCCAUUCUGACAGCAGGCACAGUACUGCCGGCAUUCUUUGCUAUUGGCAUUGCAUUCAUUCCACUCGGUGUUGCUCUUCUGAUCACAUCCAAUUCUGUCAAGGAAUUUACUCAUGACUACACCCAAUGUACAACUACGGCUGGAGACACCUGUGCUUCUCAACUGGCAGCCAUUGGUACAAACAACUCGGGAUUUGUAUGUAACUGUACUGUAACAUUUACUUUACCAGAGGAUUUUGAGAAAGAUGUGUAUUUGUACUACGGAUUGUCAAACUACUACCAGAAUCACAGACGAUAUGUACGGUCUCGUGACGAUAACCAGAUACAUGGAGAUUCUGUCUCUGCUGGCUCACUGCUGUCUGAUUGUGAACCCUACCUUACCAAACCAUUCAACUCUACCCUUACCUUACCUAUAGCACCUUGUGGAGCCAUUGCCAACAGUCUGUUCAAUGACAGCUUCAGCCUGACUUACAAUGGUGGCUCAUCUGCUGAGUCUGUGACACUUCUGAACACUGGAAUAGCUUGGCUGUCAGACAAGAAGGACAAGUUCAACAAUCCUGCCAGCUGGAGUGGCUUCACCAACCCUCCAAGCUGGCCCAACAAAUAUGCCUGGACACUUGAUGAGAACAACACUGACAACAAUGGCUAUGUUAACGAAGACCUCAUUGUCUGGAUGAGGACUGCAGCUCUCCCAAACUUCCGCAAACUUCACCGCAGGAUCAGUCAUCAAGGCACCUUCCUGAAUUCCCUGCCUAAGGGCAACUACACCAUCAAUAUUAACUAUGCCUACCCAGUGACUUCCUUUGAUGGCACAAAGCAUUUCAUUAUCUCCACAACGUCCUGGCUGGGAGGAAAGAACCCAUUCCUUGGGAUUGCCUACAUUGUAGUGGGAAGUAUCUGCAUCCUGUUGGGAGUUGUCUUCCUCAUCAUUCACAUCAAGUAUGGCAAGAAAGUCUCCGAGACCAUCAAUGUAACCAGCAGAACUGCAUAUUGAGGUAGAGGAGAAUUCGCCAAGCAAGGGAAGUAAUCUGGAACAAACUUAAAAAACAUGAACUGGAGGUCACUGGCAAUAUCAACUACGUGCAAUUUCUAGAGGACUGGCCUCCUGUUCAGCUGUAGUGUACUUGACCAAAAAAACUUACAUAUUACCUUGUGGAUAUAAUAUCUUUUAUUGUUGUGUAUGUGAGAAGGAGUUGGUGCAUGUGUUGAUAUUGUGACAUUGUAUUUUACAAGUGUUUGUUUUAUGACAUGUAUUAAAAAUUGAAACAGAUUAGUAGCAAACAGAAAGUACACUUUGUCUAGAUUUCAUAUGUUUGAUAAAUUACAAGUCACUUGUUUGUUGCAAACUCUUGUAAUAUUGUGUUGGAAAACACAGAAAAAAUUACAAAGCAUACCUGAAGGAUGCUUUGCUAUCUUUUUGUAUUAGGAAAUUUUAGAUCAUGAUUAUAGACGGUUAGAUUAUUGAUAAUGAGUGGAAAUUGAAUUUAUUUGUUACGUGUCUUUAAGAUUUUUUUCAAUUUUGAUUUUAAAGACGGAAUAUGUAUGAAUGUUGAUAAGAAUAAGAAAUGACAUGUAGUUCAAGAAGAUGUGUAUGAAUGAAGAAUGGAAUUAUGAAAUCCCAGUAUAAAAUAAUAGUGACCUUAGUCUAAUUCUUUAAUUCUCAAAUCAUUCUUGCAUUAUAUUUGAGUAAUCAUAUCUCGCAAUUCAAAAUAAUAUUUCUAUUUAAGAAUAUUUAUUAAGUAGCAUACAUAAUUGCUAUAUUUAUUUAGAUACAAAUUAGACCUCUAUUGCUUUCAUACUCUUUUGUGUUCUGUCGCCAAGUAUAAUGGUCUUCAUAGUGAGCACGGAUAAGUCUUAGGGUUACUCAGCUUUCAGGAUAAAUCUAAAUAUAUGUACAUGAAUAUAAGAAAAAAAGAUAUAUGCGAGGAAGAGAUAAUCAAGAGUCUUAUCUUUAAAUUGCCAUACACCAACUUUUAGACCUUCAGUGUUUCUCAUUUGAUACUAGUCUUUAUGCUUGAUUGAUAACUUAUUAUAUAUAUCAGUUUACUUUUGAAAUCUGACUUCACCAUCACCUAACCUCUGGCACAUGCUUUUAAAGCAAGCUUUUCAUGUUUUAAAGAUAUUAACCUUCUGUUCAUUUGUUGCCUCAUUUCAACCAAGUAACAUUCAAAUACGAAAGAAUGAAAGUCAGUUCAAAUGUAGGUUUCAUUACAUUGUAAUGUUUGAGAAUUCCUGUAUCAGCUCUGGUAUGUAAUAACCGAAUGGUCCAGUUGUCUUUGACAUGUUGAUGAAGCCAGAUUUCAUUGUAGCUGAUUUUUGUUUCAGGGCACCAAGGCAAGGAACAUUCACAACUCCAGUUUUAGAAUAAACAUAUCAAUAUUCAGCUAAUCAUUAAAAUUGGGAAAACUUUGUCCUAAGAAAUUUGUAACUGCAUUCAGGUACAUCAAUUAAAAAUGAUUUGUAUUAUAUCUCAUAGGUUGCUAGCAGCUAAAGGUGUAACUCAGUAGCAAUAUUUUGGUAAUUCCUGCCUUGGUGCUCAGACUCAGUCAUUUGAUAUGAUGUCAUGGCUACAUUGUAGAUGUUAUACAUGUAUAUACAAAAUGUACAUACCGGUAUAUUGAAAUAUUUAUAUAUAAAGAGACUGUGAUUUUAAAUACUAUUAUGAUAAAUGAAAUGUAACGGGAUUGUGAGAAUGAUGUUUAUUUCACAGAUGAAUAAAUGGUUUGGUAUUUCUUAACACAAUCACACUGUACUUUUUUUCAAACACAACUCUGAAAAUUUCGUGAGGUUUUUUUAUUGUUCUAUAACUACCAUGAAUGCUUCUAUAUUGAACAUAUCAUCAGUGAGCCAAAGCAAAAUGUGUUUAGAACUGUUCAGAUGUGUUUUUAUGCUUUAAUCAGCUUUGGAAUAGAUGUGUUCUAUUUGUUUUAUCUUAUUGCACAAGUGUGUAUUGAAUAAAGUCUGGAACUGUG
This is a messenger RNA of Ylistrum balloti, 3073 nucleotides long. Its product is annotated as cell cycle control protein 50A-like. Gene Ontology annotation, cellular component: endoplasmic reticulum; Golgi apparatus; plasma membrane. The coding region runs from base 34 to 1095 and encodes 353 amino acids. NCBI's taxonomy places the organism in Eukaryota, Metazoa, Mollusca, Bivalvia, Pectinida, Pectinidae. The transcript is spliced from 8 exons. The record is from RefSeq and is a predicted model, not a curated record.